This is a messenger RNA of Mesocestoides corti, 2844 nucleotides long. Lineage: Eukaryota; Metazoa; Platyhelminthes; Cestoda; Cyclophyllidea; Mesocestoididae. The record is from the annotation of a GenBank genome assembly.
AUGUCGUUUCCCAGUGGUAGCUAUCAUUCUGAUGCAGACGUCAUCCCAACUUAUACUGUCUGCAUUAUUGGUGAUCCACAGUCCGGGAAGUCCUGUUUCUGCAAUCGGUUUGUCUACUCGCAUCCUGACUGGUAUCAAGAGGGUCAUCCCUCAGUGCUAAGUGAGGCAGAUUUUAGUGGGCCGGUGGUCAAUUUUGACCACUGGUUGUACUGGGGCACUGUUACGCGUCGCUUAGAUGACGAGGCAAGCGUCCGAUUCUGUGUGAUAGAGCAGACCGAAUUUCUGAGUGAUGCUACCUCUCUUCCCUUCCGCUCCCCUAAAAAGCUUUCUCUCUCAUCCAACGCUUCCUCUAUCCACCUGAAUAACGUUGCUACAGCAUCCGGUGUAGCCAGCCCUACGAAUGUUACCCCUUUCCCUCUCAAAGAGUUGCAUUCGUCGAAUCGCUUACAUGAUUAUAUCCUACGCAGCACCGCCAUUAAUCUUUACUCUCCCGGGAAACUACGCUACUACUCUUUUGAAAAACUCGGCCAAGAACAACACUGCCAACAAGAAUCUUUUCAUAAUCCAGGUCCACUUGAAGUCCAUGGCUUCUUGGUAAUUUAUGAUGUGAGCCGCCGUGCCUCAUGUCAUGAUCUCCCCGAUCAUCAUCAGCAACAAUUCUCCUUCCUUGUUGAUGUCCUCACUCUUAUUUCGAAGCGGAAGAAACCCAUUGUUGUGGUUGCCUCGAAACGGGAUGCUGUUGACGAGCAAUGCCUUUCGGGCGUUAUCCAGUUUCUCCAAAAAUCUGCCGAUUUUCGCAAGAUUCCCAUCGUCGAAGUCUCAGCACACAGAAAUAUCAACGUGGAAUUAGCUUUUCUUACACUUGCCCGGCUGUUGGAUGGCACUGGCAACGGCAACAAAUCCCGAUGCUCAAAAAUAAAGUUGCUCUCCUACCAGGAUGCGAUUAGAGAGCAGGAAGAACACCAGAGGCGACUUCGGGAGGCAUUUGUAAAUAGGGUGUCGCUAUCUCCUGUUGGAUUUUUGACUGACUGGCAGACUUUUUUAUCACGUUAUAGUCAUCAGAGUGAUGUAGCAAGGUUCAUUGAUUUGUGGGGUUCUGAAGUCGCCAGGGAGACGUUUGAACAAUUCACAGCUCAAUGGAAAAAUGAGACUAAGCGUCGACAUUUGGCUAAACUUCCUGAUGCACUCUCGACGAUGCUGCUCUAUGUUGGGCCCGUCACAAACCAGUACGCAUGUUGUACCAUAUCUCUACAGAUCACGAAACCUCACCUUUUUGUGCCAACAUUAUGUGUUGCCCACCUUUUCUAUCAGAAGUAUGGAAGCUUGCUUUCGGGGUUCAACUUUGCUGGUCAACAGCCUGGCCUUAUUGUAUCUGGUGUGAAAACUGCUGUCUGCUUGGCAAGCAUUUAUUUGGGUUUCUCGGCACGGAAACCUCCAGGUGAUAUUCUUCAACGACUACGCACUCACUCCCAGUUCGAACACUUCUUUAUCAGUGAAAAAUCAUCCGACGACCCUAUCAACGAUAGCAACUUUCUUCAGCGCCAUGGUGUUCAGAAAGACGAGUCGAAAAUUCCCUUUUCUUUGGCCCUUAAAGAACCCCCUGAUAAUGGUGACUCGCCAUUUAUUGAGUCCAUCAAGUCGCUUGUUUGUGCUGAGGCCUGGGCUGCAAAUAUGUCGGCUUUCGAAGACAUCCUCUUACAACGCCAAUUUAUUGGUACCAAAGAUUUUUCUUUAACUAUCCUUCCUGGACAAUCCUUUAACGACUACAAACUCUCCCUAAUCGAUUCUGGGUCUGAUCUGAGUCACGAGGAAAAGCUUGAGGUGUACCAGAAAUUCCAGGAAUGUAUUCGCCUGACCGCUCGUGAGGAGUUUCUUGACCUCCUGCUCGAACAUCUCCCCCAGUUUAUUUGCGUUGUCUCCGAUUAUUUAACUUGUCUCGGUGAUAAUUACAUUACGACAGCCGCCUCUGUUUUACAGACACCGCCCAAUCGUUUCCCUGAUAUGAACCGCAGUCGACCGGCUUCUCCUGUCAGUGAGCAGACCAAUGUCCCCAUCCGAUCUGUUCAACUGCCUUCUGCGGAUAUUCGGCUUUGUGCUGGGCUUGCACCACCUCGAGGUGCCAAGGAACAGCAACUUGGAUUAAUUCGUGAUCGAAUUUCUUGUGAUCGUCGCUAUCGCGCCAUGGACUACAUGCCAAGUGAACGCCAGACCCUUCUUGCUAGUCACUUCGAUAUUCUCCUUCCCCGAUCAUCAAAAACUGAAAUUUCGCCGUCGCAGCCUCAGACCAGUUUUCAUCGACACUACUCCUGCUCUUUUGUGGAUCAAAAUAACUCCUUUAAGUUGGCCUUCCCUCUGCCUCACUGUCCAGCUUACCAGACUGGUCGGUGUAUGGAUCUACUUUUCACAAAUCUCUGUUCUGAUUUUGGGUGGGGUGUCAGAUGGGAGCAGGGCAGCUUUUCCAGUCAUCUUUCGUGUCUUCUCGGUCAAGGUGGUGACAAGCGUUUGUGUGUGGCGGUGUGUGCUGUGUGCACCGACGUCACAGCCGCAAGCGCCGCCAUCAAUCUUUUUCGGGCAGCUGGCUUUACGCCAGAAGGCGUGACUAGCCCAAAUCAGCUCACAACAUGUUAUUAUUCCGGUUCCACCCAGACUCUCGUCUCAUCUUGGCCGCUAGCUUCCACUCUGCUCACACCAGCUGAUAACGUGGCUUCCCUCAUUGGCAAUCCAAUGAUUUCCACUGUCAUGGGCACCGUACAAGCAACCUUCCUCUCUCAUCAUGAGGCAAGUUCACAUCGUCACUUCUUCAGUGUCAUCUGUCAGUGUUUCCCUUUGCAGCGAGUCUUAUGA